Zingiber officinale is the source of this 495-nucleotide messenger RNA. Its product is annotated as MADS-box transcription factor 14-like. Lineage: Eukaryota; Viridiplantae; Streptophyta; Magnoliopsida; Zingiberales; Zingiberaceae. The coding region runs from base 1 to 495 and encodes 164 amino acids. The transcript is spliced from 6 exons. Gene Ontology annotation, molecular function: DNA-binding transcription factor activity. Gene Ontology annotation, biological process: regulation of DNA-templated transcription. The record is from RefSeq and is a predicted model, not a curated record. Gene Ontology annotation, cellular component: nucleus.
AUGAGGACCAUACAGGGAAACUGGCAUCAAGAAUACGGCAAACUUAAGGCCAAGAUUGAGGUUUUAAGUAAAAGUCAAAGGCAUCUAAUGGGGGAGCAACUCGAUUCCUUGAGCCACAAAGAACUCCAACAGCUAGAAAAUCAGCUAGACAAUUCUUUGAAACAUAUCCGGUCAAGAAAGAACCAAGUGGUGUUUGACUCUAUCACUGAGCUUCAGAGGAAGGAAAAGGCACUACAGGAGCAAAAUAAGAGUUUGGAGAAGCAAAUCCUAGAGAAGCAGAAGGCCAAGGCUCUCACCCAACAGCCGCACUGGGAACAAGCCCAAACAAGUUCCUCCUCUCCACCCUUUUUGUUGGCUGAUGCUGACCAUACCUUGAAUAUUGGGUGCUACCAAGGAAGGGCAACUAUAGGAGGGGAGGCAGAAGCUGCAGAGGUCCAGGCUCGGAUCAAUGGCAGCAUAUUGCCUCCCUGGAUGCUCAACCAUUUGAAUGGCUAG